GGGCUGACGCAGCUGGGGGAACUCUUCCUCAGCAACACUUUCCGGUCCGCGACUCCGCCCCCACCGAAGGGGCUAGGCUCCAGGAUUCAAGAUGGAGUCUCUAAGUAGAGCUGGGCAGGAGAUGAGUCUGGCGGCCCUAAAGCAACACGACCCCUACAUCACCAGCAUCGCAGACCUCACGGGCCAGGUCGCUCUGUACACCUUCUGCCCCAAGGCUAACCAGUGGGAGAAGACUGAUAUAGAAGGGACCUUAUUUGUGUAUCGAAGGUCAGCUUCGCCUUACCAUGGUUUCACCAUUGUGAAUCGACUGAAUAUGCAUAAUCUAGUUGAACCAGUGAACAAAGAUCUGGAAUUUCAGCUCCAUGAACCAUUUCUUUUGUAUAGAAAUGCAAGCUUGUCAAUAUACAGUAUCUGGUUUUAUGACAAGAAUGACUGUCACCGCAUAGCAAAACUCAUGGCUGAUGUGGUAGAAGAGGAGACUCGGCGAUCCCAACAAGCUGCUCGGGAUAAACAAAGUCCCAGCCAGGCCAAUGGCUGCAGUGACCACAGACCCAUCGACAUCCUGGAGAUGCUGAGCAGAGCCAAGGACGAGUAUGAGAGGAACCAGAUGGGUGACUCCAACUUCUCCAGCCCUGGAUUGCCGCCAGGCCCUCAACUCUCCAAUCUGGGAAGCACCGAGACUCUGGAAGAGACACUCUCCGGGUCACAAGAUAAGUCGGCUCCAUCUGGCCACAAACAUCUGACAGUGGAAGAGCUAUUUGGAACUUCUUUGCCAAAGGAACAGCCAGCAGUCAUGGGUCUGGAUUCAGAAGAAGUGGAGAAGCUGCCAGGAGAGACCUCCCAGAAAGAACCCAGCCCCUUCCUACCGUUCUCCUUCGAGCAAUCAGGAGGGGGGCUUCCAUCAGAAAACCUGGGUGUCCAUUCUGCUGCCCACCGCUUAGUCCAACCUGAAGUCCCUACCCAGGUGCUCAUCACCCCUGCCUCCAUCUCACACUCCAGUGAAAAGCAUACCCCCAACUACACAAUCCCGUUGAGCCCCGUUCUCAGCCCCACUCUGCCUGCCGACACCCCUGCUGCCCAGAUUCCCCCCAGCCUAUCUCAGAACAACACUAUGAUACAGGCAGUGAAAACCACACCCAGACAGAGGUCUCCACUAUUGAACCAGCCUGUCCCCGAGCUGAGCCACCCCUGUCUGAUUGCCAGCCAGAGUCCUUUCAGGGCCCCAAUGAGCGUGCCGAACCCAACUGGCACAUCCCUCCCAAGCGUUGACCUUCUGCAGAAACUCAGGUUGACCUCACAGCAUGACCAAAUACAGACACAGCCACUUGGGAAAGGUGCAGUGGCGCCCAGCCUGUCCUCAGCAGCUGGCCAGCUGGCCACACCUGAAAGCUUCAUAGAGCCCCCCUCGAAGACAGCAGCAGCGAGAGCAGCAGCCUCAGCCUCCCUGAGCAACAUGGUGCUUGCUCCCCUUCAGUCUAUGCAACAAAACCAGGAUCCUGAAGUCUUUGCCCAGGCGAAGGUGUUAUCCAGUGCCAUCCCGGUUGCAGGCUCCCCACUCGUUACUGCAACAACCACGGCAGCAUCUUCAGUCCUGCUGUCCCCAAGUGUUUUCCAGCAGACGGUUCCAAGGUCCAUAGAGCUUGAGAGGAAAGCCAGCUCCCCUUCUCCUCUCACUGUCGGAGCAGCAGAAAACACAAGGAAGCCUUCCAUUAUUCUCAGCAGGGCUCAGCUGCAGGACACACUAAUUCAUCUGAUCAAGAAUGAUUCCAGCUUCCUCAGUACACUUCAUGAGGUCUACUUGCAGGUUCUGACCAAGAACAAAGACAACCACACCCUUUGACCAGAGCGGAAUAAGUCUGAAGGCAAUGACAACCUCAAACCAGUAGGCUGCAUCCUGGAAAGUCCUCAACAGAACAUGGAAUUUUGAGAAUCCUGAAAUUGAGCCUAUGAGAAAAAGACUCAUCUCUCCAGAAUGUUUUCCAAAGGACGUGCUCAGUGAUAAUGGAGGCUUCACUGUGAAGCAUCACCAGCAGACCUUUGUUUUGGCAAAAAAAAACAAACAAAAAAAAAGAGCCACCAUUGUAUUAAGUUCUGUGACUGUUUUCAUCAGCUGUAAGCAACUGUGUGAAGUAAGGAGUCUGAUUGCGGCUUGCUUUCCUGGAGGACGUGAGGAGGCACCAUCAGCAGCCGUGCAGCAGAGCUUGGCCAGCCCCGUCUCUCUCCUCCGGAACCGGCGCCGUUGGCGGAUCACCAGUUCUGAGCAGAGCAGCAGUCAGCUCUGCAAAGUAGCAUUGAUUUUUAAGGAUCAGAGUCUCAGCUGGCAGAUUAGGAGAUACUUGUUCAAGUGGAGUCUGUUUCGUAGGAAUGAAUGCCCCAUUUGGGCCUUAACAGUAGAAAAAUGUCUGCCUGGUGUCUAAGUGUCCCGACUCCUGCCCCGCAGCCCGUCCACAGCACACUGCCCUCUGAACGGGGCCUGCCAGGCUGCGGCUGUGUGGGAUCAGACACGCCACACCCGUGGAGCAGGGGCUUCACUCAGUGCCUCUGACUCCUACCAGACACCUGCAGUAAGGCAAAACCCUCCAGUGGUUUCAGAAAUGUUUGUGUGAAGCACAGCCUUGUUUUUGCUUCUCUGUCUCUACACAACUAGUCGUUGUUGAUAAUUUUCCUAACACUUUUGACAAAAGGACCAGUGGACCAAUCCGACAAAGCCAUCCUGGUUCCAUUCCUGGCGUGUCCUAAGAAUAGUUUUGAAGCUAUGCAGAAAAGGGAGCUGUUAUUCACACUGCCCUUACUUUGUUACAGAAAAUGGAGAUGAAAGCGCGAGACUGAGAACUUGACCCUCGGCUGAGAGUGCUUUCCCAGCCCACAGUGUGAAAACAUGUAAGAUGCUUUGUUAUGCUGCUAUUGCUCUGCCAUGAUUUAUAUUUAUUCUUUUAUGGCAUGUAAUGGUGUUUAGUAAUAUUUUAAUGUAGAUUUUGAUUUAUUUCAGCAAUAGUAAUUUUAAGAUAUUCUUCAAAUGAAAGUGUCUUCGUUUCUAUGAUACAGGUCAUUUUGUAGUAUUUAACCGGUUAAGAUGCACUGCUUACUUUUCUGAGCACUAUUUAAUCAUAGGGUCAAAACCCAAUCAGCUCCACCAGCUAACAAAAGAUUAGCUGUGGAUAACGCUGACAGAUGUGAUAGUUCCUCGGGAACAGUCAUUAAGCUUUAAUAGUAACCCAAUCAUAAAUCCAUAGAUUAUUUUUUUCCUAUCUGAAAUUUUAGAAAAUUACUUGUGAAAUUUCUUACUUGUUUUAGUUUGUGCAUAGUUUUUUGGUUUUUUUGGUGUUUGGUUUUUUUUUUUUUUUUUUUUUAAGCAUAAAGAAUGUUUUGUUGGAUUGGCUUUUGUUAACAUAAACAUGCUUCCUGGGCGGCAUAUCUGCUUCUCCGGCCAGUGUCCUCCCUUGCUGCCUGCCCAGUUCCAUGGGAAUUGUUCCGAAUUCAGGGAAGCUUACCACAUUCUCAUACUCCACUAGAGAUGAUUUGUCUUCAAAGAUAGUAUGUAGGUUCUGCAACCAAAAAUAAGUAGCUUGUCCAUCACCCAGGAAGGAGGAAACUGUAGUAGGGGAAAGAUGCGGUGUGUUGCUGACCCCAGGAGAUGGCAUCCACGGAGCCCGUGACAGUUGUGAUGAACUGGAUGCACCCCAAGGAGCAGUCCUGGUGGGCGCAUCCAGGGAUGCUUAUUACAAUAAACACUUGCAUUUAAGUGAUGCUUUCUAGUAUGUAUACUGUUAGAAGUCUGUAAUCAGAGCUGUUAAUUUUCACCCUGUACUCCUAAGAAUGAAUAUGAUAGACAGUGAAGAGAUUCUAUGAUAAGGCUUCCUUAGUGUGAAAGUACACUUUUUUAAGUGCCCAAGUCAUGGAGACUUGUAAAAGGUAAACCUGUUUUAGCUCCCAAAUUUAUGUAUAUCCAAAGUAUUUACUUAGGAUUUGGAAACUAAAAGUUCACAGUGUGAUUGCCAGGAGGUUCAGGCCAGCAUUAGUCCCUAGAGAGCCAGUCCCAGCCUGGGUACUUGCAGUUGGGUGGCCUUGGCCUGAAAGUCACAAUUCUGUUGCCUUAUCCACUCCCCCGACACACACACACACACCUUGCCCACCCCCCACCCCUCAAAUUCCCUCCACCACUUCAUACUAGCUUAGGUUGUACAGUGUCUCCUGAAACCUUGGCUCAGUUGAAAUGGUCAGCCAGAUAAAACCCCGGGAGACCUGCAUCUAGACCACUCUGUCCACCUGGGUCUGCCCCCACCCACGGUGGAUCCACCAGCCCAGAGCUUGGAGUACAGCUGUGCGAGGUACAGCCAGAGGGUGGCGCUGCUCUUCUUUUCAUUGUAACUGAUGCGACAGCCUCCAGAGAGCUUUGUUCCUGUUAAGAGUGCCUCUUCCUCGCGCAUCUCUCCCUGGGUUGCUGAGGUGUAGAAGUUGAUUGAGUCCUAAGUUUUCAAGUGACUCCUGGUGCCAAGAGAAACAUCUUUGCUGUCUGCCUGUGAACUGACCACAGCUUGCCUUGAAAGCUUAAGGGUAGUUCCUACUGGGAGCUAGUGAAGUCUUGCUCGGAACCCAAGUCAGGGGGUCGUACUGGCUUAAGUUUAGUGGUGUCUGCCCAGGUUUUGCAUGUAAACAUUUGCUCCUCUUCGGGCCUGCAUUUUUUCUUAUAGGAUUUACACACCCUCAUUAAAUCCACUGCUUAAAUCGUGCAGCUUUAUCACUCCCCUCCCCCUAAGAAUGUAGUUUGAAGUUUUCUCUUUUUGGUAAGUAGAGGCCAUAACUGCCAUCCAAUUACUAAUAAUGCAACAUGAAAUUGAAGGUGCCUAACUGCUUAAAAACACACUCCACCAUCCUGCUGGAACUGUGAGAGGAACUCGGGGGCACUGGCACACGUGGGUGUGUCCUGGGCCAGCGAGGGGACACGGCGCACGGUCCCACAUCCUCACUACACACUGCCCGCUGAGCACAAGUUUCUUUCCUUCCAGCUUUGAUUUUCCUCAGUUAUGUUCAGAGUACCUUAUAGAACCAGCCAUGCCCAGUGUUUAAGAUAAAAGCAAAGUAAAGCAGCUUACGCUGGGCUCAUUACAUGAGCUGUACUGGAGAACAUCUCCUGGAAUGGCCCAGUGCUUUCCGUGGCCUGUUUUGUUCAGCAGCCUCCGAGGACGCCCCGUCUGCGGUGUUUCUCAGUUGUAUGUGACAUCUUCAUUGAAAAUGCUAGGAUGCAAUAUCUUUCACCUUGAGGUGGGGAAAAUGCAAAACCCUGUUUCUCUUUCAUCUGUGCGAUUCCUUAAGAAACAUGUUUAUACAGUGUGCGUUGUGUUUUUUAUUCUGUGUCACUGCUCUGGCCAUGUGGCUGUCGCGAUCUACAUUGUCACCCGACAUUGAGCUCCCUGGAGCGCGGGCCCGUGAGGUCCCGGACUGUAGCCCGGCUUCUGUCCCGCGGGCACAGUACUGCAUCAUUAGCAUUUCUAAUGGUAUGGGUUUUAUACCAUCUGUGUAUGUUUGCAAAGAUUAAGUUAUUACAUGUUUUAAAAUGAGCAUUUUUUCAUCCUAAAUUUUAUAUGUUUGCAAAUAUAUUUUUUUAAUAAAAUUUCAAAACCAAGUUUUAGCACCUACUAAAUUUUAGUCAUGUUUUUAUUUAAUUAGAGUUGGGAGCUUCUGGAUGAAUUGCUGCACUUUGCCGGAGAGACCCCACUCUGGCGAGAGGGGGUGGGGCAAGGGAAUGAGCCCAGCAGAAGCCAGGAACAUUCAUGCGCUGCCUGUUCCCAGCCUGCACCAUCAGGGCUCACCAGAGCCACUGUAGCUGUGACUGCCAGGUCCAUCUGAAGGAGCACAGAAUCAAACUUAGCUUGAAGAUCUUAAGGGACCUCGUCUGCAAUUGGGGAAUCCACACACUUCUUCCUAUGGAAUGGACUGGGUGACCUGUUAGCCACACAUAAAGUUGACCUUACAGACAGAAAAGGGAGCUAAGGAAAUCAGGAGCAGAAAGCAAACAGCACAUUGGUCAUUUCAUGGUGGUUUUCCUAAAGCAGGGGGGACUUCUUACCAUGCCAGCUGAAAUUCCUGGCUUCCAAACAGCCCAGCUCUCUUUCAGAGCUCUCUCUCUGUAACUUUGCCUUUAAAAGAAGGA
This is a messenger RNA of Ochotona curzoniae (black-lipped pika), 6151 nucleotides long. It is a transcript of the gene DCP1A, whose product is annotated as decapping mRNA 1A. Bases 92 to 1840 code for a protein of 582 amino acids. Gene Ontology annotation, biological process: deadenylation-independent decapping of nuclear-transcribed mRNA; deadenylation-dependent decapping of nuclear-transcribed mRNA; positive regulation of catalytic activity. Gene Ontology annotation, cellular component: P-body. The record is from RefSeq and is a predicted model, not a curated record. Lineage: Eukaryota; Metazoa; Chordata; Mammalia; Lagomorpha; Ochotonidae. Gene Ontology annotation, molecular function: mRNA binding; enzyme activator activity. The transcript is spliced from 10 exons.